Messenger RNA from Varanus komodoensis (Komodo dragon), 966 nucleotides. RefSeq names its product trypsin-like. Gene Ontology annotation, biological process: proteolysis. Gene Ontology annotation, molecular function: serine-type endopeptidase activity. The record is from RefSeq and is a predicted model, not a curated record. Bases 84 to 917 code for a protein of 277 amino acids. NCBI's taxonomy places the organism in Eukaryota, Metazoa, Chordata, Lepidosauria, Squamata, Varanidae. The transcript has 6 exons.
AAAGCCUCGCGCAAGCAGUCUGUUCAGACCACUGGAUAAAAGCACUCUGUCUUUCUCAGACGCUCCAGUGGAGCAGGGAGGUGAUGCAAGCAUGCAGGAUUGUGGCAGAAAGACCUUCCACCUUCUCGUAUGCUGACAUGAAAGCAGUCAAGGCAGCAACGCUCCUGCUGCUCUCUGUGGCAACAGUAGCAGCACAGGAAGAUUCCCGAAUCGUCGGAGGGUUCACCUGCCAGAAAGACUUCCAGCCUUGGCAGGCUGCCAUCUAUGACAUGAACCGGUUUUAUUGCAGCGGGUCUCUGUUAACCAGGAAUUGGGUGGUGACUGCUGCACACUGCAAAAUGGCAGGUGCUACUUACGUACGCCUGGGAGAGUUCAACAUGAUGCGUGCGGAAAACACGGAGCAGCAGAAAAGAGCAGUGCAACUGGUGGUCCACCCGGACUAUGAUCCGGUCAGCAAGGACAACGACAUCAUGCUGAUCAAGCUGUCCUCCUUCGUGGACAUCACGGACAGCGUCCAGCCCAUCAAACUGGCCAGCCAGUGUGUUCUGCCAGGGACACGGUGCCUUGUUACCGGCUGGGGCACCACCACCAGCUCGAAACCACAAAAUAUAACUGCAGCCUCUACGGCAACCAUCCCCGAAGAGCUGCAGUGCGCUUAUAUCGACGUCAUUUCUCAAGCCGAGUGUGAAAGGACAUAUCCUGACGCCAUCACCAAGAACAUGCUGUGUGCAGGGGUGAAAGCAGGAGGUGUGGAUUCCUGUCAGGGUGACUCCGGGGGUCCUCUCAUCUGUAAUGAAGAGCUUCAGGGUAUCGUGUCUUGGGGUCCAGAAGUGUGUGGCCAACCUGGGAAACCCGGAAUCUACACCAGGGUCUGCAACUACGUUGGCUGGAUUCAGGGGAUCAUCCGGCAGGUGUGACCUCAGCAGGGGUAUGAAAGGCACAAAUAAAGAACGAGAGAUGUCCGCA